Trematosphaeria pertusa is the source of this 219-nucleotide messenger RNA. RefSeq lists its product as uncharacterized. NCBI's taxonomy places the organism in Eukaryota, Fungi, Ascomycota, Dothideomycetes, Pleosporales, Trematosphaeriaceae. Bases 1 to 219 code for a protein of 72 amino acids. The transcript has 2 exons. The record is from RefSeq and is a predicted model, not a curated record.
AUGUCUGACCCUGGCCAAGCUCGCCGGGACGUCAACGAUGCAAUCAUUUCAUCUGGGUCCGGCACGGUCGGAAUGGUAGUCGACGCCGGCAGAGCCUCCCAGGAGAAGCGUGAGGAACUUCGGCGCGAGAGGGAUAGGCGUGAGGCUGAAGAAAAGGCAUCUCGAGAGGCUCAAGAGAAGGCCGCUAAUGGCGGCGACGGUGGUGGCGGAAGCUCCUAA